Molecule: messenger RNA, 731 nt
Organism: Bombyx mandarina (wild silkworm)
Lineage: Eukaryota; Metazoa; Arthropoda; Insecta; Lepidoptera; Bombycidae
Product: fibrohexamerin-like
Cellular component (GO): extracellular region
Molecular function (GO): structural molecule activity
Source: RefSeq, a predicted model, not a curated record
AUUUCUUCAAAAUGUGGUUUGAACAGUGCCUGUGCCUUUCAGUUUUGGGUUUGAUCGCUUCUGCUGUUGCUUUUGGAGAGAACUUGGAUCCGGCCGAUGACCCAAAAAACAUCAAAAGACCCUGUCCGAACUUCGACUUGAACUGCAUUCGUGAAUAUUUCUCAAGAAAUUCUCAAUGUCAAUUAGUAAGGGGACCUGUACCAGAUCCACUACCUUUAAGUUACUACAGAGUAGAUAUACCGAAUAGUAAUUUAACCGUAGAAUAUCAUGAUGUUAAAACCAGAGGCUUCGAUACUAUUAAAAUCAUUGAGUUUUACAUUAACAGCAAAACUGAAAAACUAGUAUUAGCAGCAGAAGUGCAGUCCUUAAAAUUGGCUUCGCCGAAAACAAUUUUCAAAUACAAUAGGAAAGCCAAAGAGCCAAUUGUAAGAAGUGACGCAUUGGAAGUUGACUAUGGAACUCUAACGUUUACCGCUGUAUUUCCGAGCAUUAGCGACCUACAGUUGAGCAAUGCUGAAGUUUUUAGUUACGUCCAUGAAAUCAAUCCAAAAUUCAUUUUAGGACCUCUUCUAUCGUUUAGUCUAGAUUCUGAGACACAAAGUCAGUUAGGCAAGCUGCUGAACAACAUCGCGGUUAGUCUUCAAGAAGUAUUUGAAGCGCAAGGAACUAUUUUAAUGACCAGUUAUAUACAGUACGAUAUCUGUGACUUUGGAUUAGAGUUAGCGUCUUAA